AUGUCGGAGCAGGCGCCAGCUGGCGGGCGCUCUGCUGCCAGGGCUCGCCUCACCAGACAGCGCUCGAGGCGGCUGUCGCGAUUCGCCCCGGGGCCGGCCAUGCAUGCGCAGGAGAACGAGGCGCUGCUGCAGCACCGGCGAGAAGAACCCAGCGGCCUGCGCAAAACUGGCACCCCCAAAGCCGCGCAGAAGGGCCAGGCCCGCAGCGGCUACACCGCUGACACUGACUGCCUCACCGUCGAGGCAUCAGGACCAGCGUUUGCAAGGGCGCGAGGUACGGCGACGCGCAUUCACCACCCGGCGCAGCAGCCGCUGCAGGAGCUGCCAGCGCCGCAGCUGCACCAAAAGCCUAAAGUGGCUGGUCGGCCGCCAGAAACACAAGCCUCACCCGUAACAGUGCAGUGUCAGCAAGAGCCGCGCACCAACGUGAACUGGCACACCAUGCAACCAAUGCAGAAGCUGCCGGCGUCGCAAUUGCACCUGCACUCUGGGAGCGCCGACGCCACGGGCGCCCGGCUAACAGAAGCACAGCAGUUUCCAGAGCUGCGGACCAGUGCGAAAUGGCAGAGCAUGCAGCAGCAGCAGCAGCAGAAGCACCAGCCAGUCAGGAGCCUUUGCAGGCAGCCAGCUGGGAGUCAUACCACCACCGCUCCUACAAGCACCAUUGGUGGGAAAAUGCCGAAUUCUGGACGGUCAGAGCCGGCGAAAGUAGCCGCGCAUGGAAUUCUGGUUGCUUCAGGGGAUGGUAGGGAGGGGGCCAGUGCAGAGCCUCUGGGAGCCUGGUGUGCCGGGGCCGCGGGCACAGGCAGCGGGGCUGUCUCUCUGAGGGGAUCAGCAGGGCAGGCAGAAGGGUGGAAGCAGGGUGCGGCUGGAACCAUUUGCUCGGGUGGAUCAGCAGGGCAGGCAGAAGGGUGGAUAAAGGGUGCGGCCGGGACAAGCGUCGACAGCCUAGCGAGCGCUCUGCUGGCUCUAAGACACAGCACCCGCGCGAGAGGCGCGGAUUCUGCGCCACAAAUAUCUGCCACGGCAGCUUCCGGCGCGCGAGCAAGUACCAUGGUAGCUUCCAGCCCUGCGGAAGCUGCUAACAAAGGGCGCCCGCCGGUUCCAAACGGCGCGCCACGCGGUGCGGCAACUUGCGAGAAGCUGCCUGCUGCACGAGCUGCGUGCGGCUCUGGUAUCGCCCCCGGCUGCAGCAGAGAUGACCGAUACACGAAGAUAACAGAGGCGAGGAUCGGGGCGGAGUCAGAGGUGUGCCAGCAGAAGCGCGCAGCGCACGAGGCUGCCGCAGAGCCACGUCAGCAGCGCAUAUUAGAGCACCCGCAGCAGGAGGUCAAUAAGACGGAAGAGUGCGUGCAGCAGCAAGAGGCAGCGGAGCCUGUCAGGGGAGUGUUUGAUGGCAUGCGUGUCAUGCUCGACCCCGACCUGGACAAGGCUGAAACCAAUCGGGUUCGGGGAGCAAUAACGGCAGGCGGAGGGCAGUGCACUGCGGGCGCCUUCCUGGGCGGUUCAACCUCGCAUGUGGUCUGCCUCCCGUCCGCUGCCUCAAAGUGGCUUGCAAUGGGCGUGCACGUGGUUUCACCCGCGUGGGUGCUGCAAUCCGCCAGGUCUGGGCGGCAGGAGCGCUGCCUCAACCUGUCUGCAGACGCCCUGCGCGGCCUGCCAGGCACCUCGGCAGGCACACAAGAGGUGAAUGCGUGCGUGGGUGAGUCAGCAGUGACAAGCGCCAGCUCAGCAAACUCGUCUGCCAGCGAUGCGCACGCGUGGCAGGCGCUGCUGGAUCAGGCUGACCAGCGCGUGUCAGCGAUGAGUCACCACCAGACUCCCGCCAACCUGUUGGAGGGCGUUGUCUGGGCCGUCACCGACCCGGAGGAGGAUGCUGAGCUUGUCCCUGACAGCGAGGAUGAAUAUGAGGGCGGGCUGCAGCAGAACAGCAGCAGCUCACAAGCUGCAGCGCCGUGCUCGGCUGCCGAGAAUUCCUCUGCCAGCGGGGGCCGGAUGAGUGCGGGGGAGUGGGAUCACAUAAUGGUUAUGGCGCCAGCGCUGACGGUGUUAUUCCCUGCCGACGCGCUGGGCGCGCUGUGUCACGUCAGCCGCACGCUGCGCUGUCAGCCGCCCGGCCUCAGCCGCCGCCAGCUGCUCGCAUUCGUGCACGCGCACUAUCAGGCGCGCACCAUCGCCUAUUUCAUCGAGCAGCUGAGUGCAGCCGAGAUGACAGAGGCGUUGCGGGGGGGGCUGCGGACCACCGCGGAGGUGCGGGGGGCCCUGCUGGCGGGGCGGGGGGUCCGGCGGGGGGACCUGCUGGGCAGCCGGCGCAGCCUGGAGGGCCUCUCGCGCGUGUCCCGCUGCAGGAACGCCACCGUAUACGAGCUUGAGCUCAGCUGCUGA
Messenger RNA from Coccomyxa subellipsoidea C-169, 2385 nucleotides. RefSeq lists its product as hypothetical. The record is from RefSeq and is a predicted model, not a curated record. Lineage: Eukaryota; Viridiplantae; Chlorophyta; Trebouxiophyceae; Coccomyxaceae. The coding region runs from base 1 to 2385 and encodes 794 amino acids. The transcript has 8 exons.